This is a messenger RNA of Diorhabda sublineata, 6834 nucleotides long. RefSeq lists its product as uncharacterized. The coding region runs from base 541 to 2247 and encodes 568 amino acids. The record is from RefSeq and is a predicted model, not a curated record. NCBI's taxonomy places the organism in Eukaryota, Metazoa, Arthropoda, Insecta, Coleoptera, Chrysomelidae. The transcript is spliced from 6 exons. Gene Ontology annotation, molecular function: zinc ion binding; nucleic acid binding.
CAAAAACUAGUGCUAACUUAGAAAAAUAUUUGAUAUAGAUAUUUUAACCGAGUUUAUCUUCCAGUAAAAAGAAACCAAAUUUAUUGUUAAAUCAAACCAAAUCAUUAUUCGAAAUUACAAGAGUAUCUGUUAAAGGAAUUGCCUGGAUACAUUUAAAAUAGGCAAUUUUUACCGCCAUAAUUAGAUGUUUAGUAAAGUAUAUUUUAGUAACUGGCAGUGUGCAAAACCCCCGAGAGUUUUUAUACAGUAGUUCACUAAUAAAAAUCAAAGAAUAUUUAAACAAUAGUGAAAAACUUUAGUGUAACCCAUACGGAAAAAGGUGUCUAAUUGUUAAUCAAGUAUUCUGAUGUCCAACCUUCCUGUCAACGUUAUUUAGUAUUACAAAUUUAAUAUUUUUAUAGUUAAGUAGUAAUAUUAGUAUAUAAAAAAUAAUGUUUCCUCGUACCAGAAUGAUGACUUAUUGAAAUUGGAAUCCAUCUAUUUGUAAUGAAUUUGAAUGCAUUUAAUAAAUCCGAACGGUAAUAUCGAUGUAGUCUGGAAAUGGUGUGUAAAGAGGAGGUACUACUAUGGUUUAAGGACUUGGAUAGUCAUAACAGGAUAGAUUUGGUGUAUGAGUUAUUAAAUAUGUGUUUGCCGUUCGAGUUGCGUUUUUUCGGUUCUUGUAUAGAGGAAUUGGGUAGACAUACUUACCUGGAACUACGCGGACCCAGCAUCACAGCCAACGAUUUGGAAAAAUUAUCAAAAGAUACUUCGUUCAAUCAUGGUAUAUUGGAUGAAAGUGUUCGGCACAGGCUUAUAAUUUAUCUCUCGUUACUAUCAUCUAGGAACUACAGUGUUGCCAAUUGGUUAUAUCGGAAAUUGUUAAGGACAGACUCGAUUGAAGAGUUUUUAAAAGAAAAAUGGAAAGAUGAAAUGUUACAUAGUGAAUUUUUAUUAUUAUAUACGAUGGCGUUACACCAUCCAGCAUUUAUUUUUGAACAAAAACAAUUUUUCAGUAGGGUGCUAAUGAACUUGAUCGAUAUUAGGGAAAAUAGGGUUUCGGCUAAACAUAGUGAAUUAGGAUAUCCGCCCGGGUUCGGCUAUCCAACCCAAAAGUCAAUAAUGGAAACUCCGAUGGUACCAGUAAAAACCGCCCAACCCACCUGCGGCGAUUCACCUGCGAUAUUCCAUCAACCCCCAGGUUUACCACAUUUACCACCACCUCCACCUACUCACCUAGAUUUUAAUGGAAUACCCAUGUGGAAUAGACCAGGAUUUCCGUAUGGUGCUCCUGAGGUGGUACCACCUUUCCCAACACCGACCAUUUCACCACUAGUCAGUCAAGCAGCUUCGCCUAGUCAAAGUAGAAGCUCGUCUCCACAUCGGACGCAAUUAGUGAGGCCUCCACCACCACCACCACCUAGUGGGAUUCAGCUUCCUCCUAUACAACCGCCCGGUUUAUCGGUACCAGUUACGAUCAACUUGGAAGUAUUAAGUGCACCAAUAGUCAGUACCCAAAUAGCAGCGGAAUUGGUACCUCCUCCUAAUAUACCAGUGUUUCCACCACAUCCUGAUUUAAAAGCAAUUGAGGAUGACCCAUUGAAGUUAAAUUCGAUAGAAGAAAAGCGUGAUAUUCUGUGGCCUCCGGAAGUGAAACCGAACGGUAUACGAUUUCCUUUAAUGGGAAAAUUGUCGCCGUGUUUAGUAGAACAAAUGCAGGCGAUAAAUUUAGAAGGUGAAAACGCUCUGCAUCAAUCGAAUUCGUCUAGUAAUAGCAGUCCGAACGAUACGCCGCCCGGUACACCGUCGACAACGCCCCACGGCCCCGGUAGGGGAGGAGGUGAAACGAUAACGAAACCAAGAUCAAACGGUAUACCUCCUUUCGGUGUUAACACUUGCCCAGACGCCCAAUCCCCGCCGCCGUUUAGCAACAGUACCGUGCCUUACAGUUUUCAACAGCCCUUUACGACUCUACCGCAUAACAGGUCAAUGUUUCACUAUAAUCCCGCGUUUAGGGCCACAUUUACCGCUCAAUUUCCAACACCGAAUUUUCCGACUGAUACCAAUUAUCCCCCAUACACUACCGUUCCUUAUAUCCCUAUUAUGUAUUCCAGCCCUUACCCUCCGAGGACUCAACCGGGAUGUUAUAAUUGUGGCGCGCCUAAUCACGUCGGCAGUGAGUGUACUAGCCAGAACAUAGAAGAGAUUACCCAGAAGAAAACUUACGUUUUGGAUUAUAAUUCGCCUUCAACCGAUCCGGAGAAAUGAUAGUGUGCAUUAUGUUUGUGCGGUCACCAAUACCAUUAGAUAUGGCGGUGGGAUGGAUUCGGGUCGAAGAGUGUCGAUUAGAAAAUUCAUUUCCGAUUUGGUAUUCGUUUAACUACCGACUCGAUUCGAAAACUAAGAGUGAGGUUAGCUUUACCUCGAUCGUCGUUUGUCCUAUAAAAAGAAGAAUGAGACGUGAAUCGGACGUUGCCAAACUUUUGCUGUGUAUCUUUUAAAAAAUGUAGGUAUCUAUCUAUCUAUAGCUAUAAUUUUUUUUUAUAAGACAAAUAACGAUUGCUCGGAUUCAGAUAUUGUGUGAAAUGAUGCUUUUACCGAAAAUUCUAAAAUCCUCAAUUUUUGAAAUGUACAUUUUGAAAUUAGCUCCUAUUUUUCUUCAUUCUAUCAUGUUUUCCUACUUUUUACUAGUGUAACUUGUAAAAUUUGAACUAUAUUUGGUUUUUUGUCCAUUUCUAAAUAGGUCUAGAGAACCAUAAUUUUUACUCUAGUUUCAAAUUUUCCUCUUAAUUCUUUAUAAAAUAUUUUAUCUGUUACACAUCAUUCUGAACAAUUUAUUAAUAAUCUUAUUUGUUUUCUGUAUUUCCUUUAGGUAUUUCCUAUUUUUUUAUUACUGAAAAUUAAUAUAAAACUGGUUUUUUUGUUUGGUUGCUCUAAACGAAAUUCAAAAACUCCUCCUAAUUGAGAUAUGUACCUCUCAGUGGUAAAAAACUGUUUUUUUUUUAUUAUCAUUACACCGACACACAAUUAUUUCAAAACUUUUUCUCAUUUUUCGCUUUUUUUCAUAAAGUCCACGUUUCGCAAUAAAAAAAUUUCACAAUUAUACAGCUUUUCAUAGUUUGCUUGUUUAUUUCCGGCUCGAAGGACCAACAAGUGUCAACACUUUCUCUCAUUUUCAUUUAUUUUUGUGAAAUCCACGUUCCACAAUAAAAAUGUCACAUUUACACCGCUUUCCAUAGUUUGCUUGUUCAUUUCCGGCUCGAAGGACCAGCGAGUGUAAUUGUGUGAGUGUUGGAAGAUCAGCAAGUGUCAGAACUUUCUCUCAUUUUUGUGAAGCCCCUCGUUUGACAAAAAGUAAUCUCACGAUUACACUGCUUUCCAUAUGUUGAUGCUACAUAUCCGGCUCGAAGGACCAGGCAAUAUAAAAGUGGGAGGGUCGGUGUACAUAUCAUGAAUCAGUUGUAGUCAUUCCAAUUUCGGUUUUUCACAAUGGUUGGAAAAAAUUGUGAUCAUAAAAUUAGUAGUUUGGAAAAUUUUUUUCCAUAUGUUGCUGGUUUGUAUACGGCUCGAAGGACCAGACAGUAUAAUUAUGUUUGUUGAUGUAGGGUAGUAUAAACAUUGUAAUAAUCAUGUAACGUUUUUUUUGUCACUUUGUUUAGUAUAAAUGUACGAAUGGGAGAUUUACGAUGUUUGGUCACUUUUUUAUGGUAGUUUUUCUUUUCUUUCACUUUCUAAUUUUCCUUUUUGGAGAAUAGUACUACCAGAUCAUUUGUUUUUUUUUCUGUUAUAAUUUCAUGAGUCUUCUCUUUUUCUUCUUAGUACACCAACACUAAAUAAUUAUACCUUCUGGUCCUUCGAGCCGGAAAUAAAAUCCAAAUACUGUGAUUGACGAUGAUGGUGUAGUGGUAGUGUUUAGUAUGUUCAGUACUUAGUUCCCAAAUCUGUUUUGUCACUUUUUAUAUUAUAAUUAUAACAAAAAGGAGAUUUAUGAUGUUUUUAUCCAUUAUUCUAAUUAUUUGAUCUUGUAGCUUUGGAGUUCGAUUCAAAAUUUUCUUUUUAUUGUUGAAUACUGUAGCAAACGUCGAAAUUCGUUGACAAACGACAGUUAUUAGAGACAAUGACUUAUUAUCAAUUGGAUAUUGACUAAAUUUUUUUAGAAUUUUCGGGAAUAUGGCACAAACGAAGCCGCAACCGUUUUUUUUUAAAUUGUAAUCCCAUGGUGAAAAUGUUCCAUCUAGACCUUUUUUUUUUAAAGGAAAACAAAGCAAUAGUUACAAAUUGGAUAUCGAAUUUGGUAAUCGAACAUUUUUCAUUGCGAAAUAGAUAUUUUCCUACCAAUAAUUAGUGAUUUAUCCUGAAAUUGGUCGAAAUAUUGAAUCUGCAUGUAGUCAGAAAAAUUUUUCUGAGAUUUAUACAACGGAUGAUAAUUUUUUUGAUGAUGAUCGUUUUCACUUGAUUAAAAUUUUGUUAAUAUGCAUGCGAUGACUUUUACAUAUUGAUUGUGGGAUCAAAUUUAUACGGAAUUAAUUCCAAAAAUAAUUGAAAUAAUUAUGAUAAAAAAAUUGAAUUGCUCUGUUCUCUAUUGAAAAAUAACCAGUUUUCAUUCAGAUGGAACAAGUGUAUAGAGACCGUAAUAAAUAUUUUAGUGAUUUAAUGAACAGUUACCAUGGUGGUUUUUUUUUAAAUGUAAUUUAGAAAACGUGUAAUUACUUGUAAAAAGUCUUAACGAUUUUUUUAUUUAUUUUUUUUUGUAAUUACCUUCUCAGACUAGGUCAAAAAAAUUGGUCGUUAGUUUUUUUUGCUAUAAGUUAUAGUGAAAUCCUAGUCAAUAUCUUUGUGAUUAAUGGUUUUAAAUUAUUUUUGCAAACUAUUAACUCCCUUAAUUUUUUUCUUUUUUGAAACAUUAAUGUUAAAUAACAAAAUAUACACAAUGUUAUUUGUAAACAGUGACAUGGUGAAAAGUGUAUGGAAUUUAAAUGAUGUGAUAUAUAUCUAAUAACAUAAAAAGAUAAAUUCUGAAAAAUUGAUUAUUUUGAUGUUUUUGUGCAAAUAGUUUUUGUUAAAUGUAUUUCAAUUUUUUUUUAUUUAUUUUAAUAAGGUCGAUUUUAGGGGUCUUUUAAUAAAUAAUUUAUUAUUAUAUAGAAAACAUUCGUCCACGAAAAAUCUAUUUAUAAAUUUAUAUAUUUUUUGUCCUAAAUUCUAUAAAUUAAAUAAUUUGACUUUAGAUAAUUGUUAAAUUAUUACAAAAAUGGAGUUUUUCGAAUAAAUAACUUCAUAAAAUCCCCAAAGUUUUUAUUCUAAUUGAAAAUUUAUUUUAAAGUUGAGUUGAAAGUACAUACCCUGUAUAUUUUAUGUUAAAUUAAAUUAGCACUUGUCGAUAGAUGAAUAAAUUAUAUAUAAUGAUAAUUUUUAUAUAAAAAUUUCGUUUUAGAAAGAAAUUUUAUUAUUUGGGUUACUUUCAAACACUCUAAUGUAUUUUUUUUUAAUUUAUAAAUUCGCAAAAUUAUGAAAAAAUUUAUUGAAAAGCAUUCAUUCAUUUAAUUUCUUUUUUUUAAACUAUAACUAUAGGAAAUUUUGAUAAAAUUAAAUAAAAAAAUUGAUUAUAAUGCAUUUAUAAAAUAAAAUUUAUAAUUUCAUCAUUUAUAUGUAUUUACAUUUUAUAUUUAUUUCUUUUUUAACAAAAAUUUCAUAAUUACAAAAAAUUCUGAAAAAAAAAUAAAAUGAAAAAAAAUUGAAAAUAAUGAAAUUAAUUGGGGGGUGCCCACUCGAUUUUACUCUUAUUUAAAUUGGCGCAUGUAUAAAAUCAUUAAAUCGAUACUUUCUCUUAUAUUAAAUAUAUUUUUUCUAAAUCAAAUUUGUAGAAAAAAAGAAUUAACAUACAAAUUAACUGAGCGGUUACCCACUAGGAUCUUACUCUAUUUUCCUUUAACAUAAAUAAAUUCGUGAAAUUGAUAUUUUUCUUGUGUUUUAAAUAUUUUUUUCUCAUAUUAAAUUUGUACAGAAAAAAAAAUAAAAAUCGGAAUUAAUUGGGGGGUACUUGCUUUUAAUCUAAUAUAACACAAUAUUUAAAUGAAUAAGUUCAAUAAAAUUAUUAACCAAAAAAUUAUUAAAAUUCGAAAUAAUUAACAUGAGGCGUUAGCACAAAAUUUCAAAUACAGUUUGAUAAAAAAAUAUAAUAAAUAUUUGCCUCUGUCACAUUUAAAAAAUAACACCGUGUAUAUAUCUAGUCCAAAAAGCAACCGAGUGUCAUUUUAUUAAUUUUAUUUAUUUUUCAAUAAAAUCAUAAUGAAUAGAAAAAGAAAUUUCAAAAUAUUGAUAAAUUUUAUUUGAAUUAAAUACUUUUUUUUUAAUUAAAUAAUGGUUACUGAUCCCUUUUUUAGGCGAUCUCUUAUAUUUUAACUUUAUUUGAAUCAAAAUGAAUUUUUUUUGGCCUAGUAUUUUCUACUGCAAAUGUUAUAUACCAUGUGUCCACUUAAAUUCAUACGAUAUGGGAAAACAUUAUUAUUGUUAAUAUCACAAAAAAAAAGUUGGUUGUAUUUUUAUUUUUAAAGUAAGCAGAACUUUUUUAUGAAAAACAACUUUUUUUUCGGAAUGUUGACAAUAAGAAAGUUCCCCAUACGUUGCGAACUUGAGGGGUAUAUAGAAUUUCAUUUUCAACCGUUUAAUAAUUGUUCAGAAUCUCCCGAGUUUUAAUUUUACCCUUUCUAUUAAUUUUAAAUCCAAACAUCCGUACUUAUAAUUUAUAAAAUUGUUACCGUAUUAAAACAAAAACACCCUGUAGCUAAUCAAACUUUUUUUAUCUGUGAAAUAAAUUAUAUUUGACCGAAAGGAAUAAAAAAUAUGUUUUGUUUGAAA